Molecule: messenger RNA, 1089 nt
Organism: Galeopterus variegatus (Sunda flying lemur)
Lineage: Eukaryota; Metazoa; Chordata; Mammalia; Dermoptera; Cynocephalidae
Gene: LACTB
Product: lactamase, beta
Exons: 6
Coding region: 1-1089 (362 amino acids)
Source: RefSeq, a predicted model, not a curated record
AUGUACCGGCUCCUGUCAACCGUGACUGCUCGGGCCGGGUUGAGGGGCGCGGCGCCCGCGCAGCCCCCCGCGGCCCCCGACCCUGAGGCGUCGCCUGAGGCCGAGUCGUCGCAGGAGGUUGAGGGGAGGUUGAGGGGCGCGGCGCCCGCGCAGCCCCCCGCGGCCCCCGACCCUGAGGCGUCGCCUGAGGCCGAGUCGUCGCAGGAGCAGCCCCUCGCCCUGAGGUCUCCGCAGACCCCGGCGCCGCCACCCUCCAGGUGUUUCGCCAGAGCCAUCGAGAGCAGCCGCGACCUGCUCCACAGGAUCAAGGAUGAGGUGGGCGCACCGGGCAUAGUGGUUGGAGUUUCUGUAGAUGGAAAAGAAGUCUGGUCAGAAGGUUUAGGUUAUGCUGAUGUUGAGAACCGAGUGCCUUGUAAGCCAGAGACAGUUAUGAGAAUUGCCAGCAUCAGCAAAAGCCUCACAAUGGUUGCUCUUGCCAAAUUGUGGGAAGCAGGGAAACUGGAUCUUGAUAUUCCAGUACAACAUUAUGUUCCUGAAUUCCCAGAAAAAGAAUAUGAAGGUGAAAAGGUUUCUGUCACAACAAGGUUAUUGAUUUCCCAUUUGAGUGGAAUUCGUCAUUAUGAAAAAGACGUGAAAAAGGUGAAAGAAGAGAAAGCUUAUAAAGCCUUGAAGAUGAUGAAGGGGACGAUGGAAUCUGACCAAGAAAAAGAGUUGAAAGAAAAAGGAGGCAAAAAUAAUGAAAAGAAUGACUCUGCUAAAGCUAAGACAGAGCAGGAUAAUGAAGCCAAAUGCCGGAAUUCCAAACCUGGCAAGAAAAAGAAUGAUUUUGAACAAGGCGAAUUAUAUUUGAAAGAAAAGUUUGAAAAUUCAAUUGAUUCCCUAAGAUUAUUUAAAAAUGAUCCUUUGUUCUUUAAACCUGGUAGUCAGUUUUUGUAUUCAACUUUUGGCUAUACCCUACUGGCAGCCAUAGUAGAAAGAGCUUCAGGAUAUAAAUAUUUGGACUAUAUGCAGAAAAUAUUCCAGGACUUGGAUAUGCUGACAACUGUGCAGGAAGAAAAUGAGCCAGUGAUUUACAAUAGAGCAAGGUAA